CCAAAAAAUAAGACGGCGUUCAAACCCCCAAAUCCCACACCGGCCGCCACCAAAAGCUCCGCCAUUCCCAUUCCCGUUCCCAUCCCCAGCGAUAAUAGGCCUCCUCCUCUCCCCCUAAACCAAAACCAAAACCAAAACCUUCCCCCCCGAGCCCGACCCGCCGAUCCGCUUCUCCCGCCCCGACUCCGCCCCUGUCGCGCGCGCCGGUGGGGGUUUCGAGGCCGGUGCGGCGGCGCUGGCCCUCGGCUGCGAAUCCGGCGUCGGCGCGGCGAAGGCGCGUCGUGCGCGGGCGCCUGCUGCCGCAAUGAGGCGGCGCUCCGUGCUGCCGUCCCACCACGACGACGCGGAGAAGGGCGGCGGGAAGCCGCCGCAGUCGCGCCUCUGCUUCCUCGCCACGCUCUGCGUCAUGUUCUGGGUCCUCAUCUUCUACUUCCACUUCUCCGUCCUCGCACCCGACCCCGACGCGCGGCCCGUCGCCGUCGCCACCCAGGCCCGCAUUGCCCACGACCACCUCCCGGACCGCGUCUUCAACCACGACGGCCUUCUCCGCACCCCGCCCGCCGCCGUCGGCAAGGAGGAGGCGCCUGCGGCCGUCGUCGGCAAGGAGGAGGCGCCCGCGGCCGUCGUCGGCAAGGAGGAGGCGUCCGCGGCCGUCGCCGAGAAGGAGGAGGCGCCCACCGCCGUCGUCGGCAAGGAGGAGGCGCCUGUGGCUGUCGUCGGCAAGGAGGAGGCGCCCGCGGCCGUCGCCGGCAAGGAGGAGGCUCCCGCGGCCGUCGCCGAGGAGGAGGAGGCGCCCGCGGCCGUCGCCGAGAAGGAGGAGGUGCCCCCGAAGGAGUACCCGUUCCAGCGGGCGCUCAAGACGGCGGAGAACGCGAGCGACCCGUGCGGCGGCCGGUACAUCUACGUGCACGAGCUGCCGCCGCGCUUCAACGAGGACAUGCUCCGGGAGUGCCACAGCAUCAGCGUCUGGACCAACAUGUGCAAGUUCAUGAGCAACGACGGUCUCGGCCCGCCGCUGAGCAACGAGGACGGUGUUUUCUCCAACACCGGCUGGUAUGCCACCAACCAGUUCGCCGUCGAUGUCAUCUUUGGCAACCGGAUGAAGCAGUACGAGUGCCUCACCAAGGACUCGUCCAUCGCCGCGGCGGUGUUCGUGCCCUUCUAUGCCGGGUUCGAUGUCUCGAGGUAUCUCUGGGGGUAUAACAUUUCGAUGAGGGACGCCGCGCCACAUGAUCUGGUGGAUUGGUUGAGGAAGAGGCCCGAGUGGAAUGUGAUGGGUGGGCGUGACCAUUUCUUGGUUGGGGGAAGGAUUGCGUGGGAUUUCAGGCGGUUGACGGACGAAGAAUCUGACUGGGGCAACAAACUGCUGUUCAUGCCGGCUGCGAAGAAUAUGUCAAUGCUGGUGGUGGAGUCAAGCCCAUGGAAUGCCAAUGAUUUUGCGGUACCAUAUCCGACUUACUUUCACCCUGCCAAAGAUGAGGAUGUUUUCCUUUGGCAAGAUAGAAUGAGGAGCCUGGAUAGGCCAUGGCUGUUCUCAUUCGCAGGGGCUCCUCGUCCUGGUGAUCCAAUGUCUAUCAGAGGGCAGCUCAUCGAUCAGUGCAGGACAUCAAGUUUCUGUAAAUUGUUGGAGUGUGACCUUGGAGAGAGCAAGUGCCACUCCCCAAGCGCAAUCAUGAAGAUGUUCCAGAGCUCUUUAUUCUGCUUGCAGCCCCAGGGUGAUUCCUAUACUAGAAGAUCUGCCUUCGACUCAAUGUUGGCUGGCUGCAUACCUGUUUUCUUCCAUCCUGGUUCAGCAUAUGUCCAGUAUACAUGGCAUCUUCCGAAGAAUUAUACGAGUUACUCCGUCUUCAUCCCUGAAGGUGGCGUCCGUGAUGGAAAUGUCAGUGUUGAGGAGAUACUAAGAGGUAUCCAUCCAGACAUCGUCAAGCAGAUGAGGGAAGAGGUUAUCAAUCUCAUACCAAAGGUGAUAUAUGCUGAUCCAAGGUCGAAACUGGAAACGCUGAAGGACGCGUUUGAUGUUUCGGUUUCGGCAAUCAUCAACAAAGUGACACAAUUGAGAAGAGAUAUCAUCUCAGACAGUGAAGAUAAAGAUUUUAUUGAAGAGAAUAGCUGGAAAUAUGAACUGUUAGAAGGACAGCGGACAAUUGGACCUCAUGAGUGGGAUCCAUUCUUCUCGAAGCCCAAGCCCAAGGACAAGGGUGCAGAUUCUGUCGGCAGCGUCUUCUUGAAACAACAAGAUGAGCAUACAUGUGGUGGAUUGAUGAUUCUACAGAGUCCGAAGGAUGAGACGAAAGAGAACCGGCUGCUCCUUAAUACCAGAAAAAGAAAAACCCAUGACUUACUGGCAGGAAAUCCGGGUGUCCUUCUCUUUGGAGCGGAAAUUGAGGCCUUCGUCAUGUAAACAAUCCAAGUUGCUGUCAAGUCCCAAAGGCCAAAGGCCAGCCACGUCCAUCAGCGACAGCAACAGCGAGCGAAAGCAGGCAUAGUACUGCACUGCACGUUUGCUCAUGAACUUGGGCGGUCUGGCGUGAAAAAGCGCGGCACCGUCCCGGCCUUUGGGAUCUCGGAGUUGGGUCCAUUUUGCAAGCAAAGAGACGGUGGUGUCGCCUCGAAGCAGGGAAUCCAAUCCGUUCCAAUCAUGGGCGGGGAGGUCGUGGCAUGGAGGCGCGCGGUUUGUUAUAUUGGGUGGCGCAGCUUUUGAGCUGUAAUCUUCUUUUGUUUUAAGCUUCCGAGCCUGAUGAGAUGAUUAUGGUUAUGACAAAGCUGCUCAUAUUACUACUAAUGCUACUCAUGUCGUUUUGGAACAUAGUCAUAUCAGUCAUAUUUUAUAUGGAGUAAAAUGCAUUGUAAGUCCUAAAA
Messenger RNA from Aegilops tauschii subsp. strangulata, 2859 nucleotides. Its product is annotated as xyloglucan galactosyltransferase KATAMARI1 homolog. The record is from RefSeq and is a predicted model, not a curated record. Gene Ontology annotation, molecular function: glycosyltransferase activity. Lineage: Eukaryota; Viridiplantae; Streptophyta; Magnoliopsida; Poales; Poaceae.